AUGGGAGCUGAGCACGGUGGGCACACCGACGUCGAGGAAGAGGCUAUCCCGGGAAGGAUAAACGAUGGCGAGCAGGAACAAGCUUUGCCGCAUGCCAGGGAGGUGCGCCAGGGGGCUGCUCCGAACCCAAACCCAUUACCAGUCCGAGCAGAUCAGCCGUUGUUCGCUGAGCUGGCAAUUGAACACAUGGAGGUCAGGUUGCUGGAGGACCAGCUCCAGCAGUUAGAACGGACUCGGCGAGCAACGGAAGAACACCGGCAGGCGGUAAGGGAGGCACUGGAAGCCCAACGUCUUCGAGUCCGGGAGCAGCAGCAGCUUGAGGCGUAUCAGAAGCGGAUGUUGGCUGUAGAGCGCGAGCAAGCCAAACGGGAAAGCGACAGACAGGACAGGGAAAGACAAGAGAGAGACAGAGAUAGGCAGGAAAGAGGCUGGGGUUGCACAAUCAUGUAG
Messenger RNA from Pleurotus ostreatus (oyster mushroom), 450 nucleotides. RefSeq lists its product as uncharacterized. NCBI's taxonomy places the organism in Eukaryota, Fungi, Basidiomycota, Agaricomycetes, Agaricales, Pleurotaceae. The transcript has a single exon. The coding region runs from base 1 to 450 and encodes 149 amino acids. The record is from RefSeq and is a predicted model, not a curated record.